GCAACUCCCAUCCCUUCCUAUCUAGCUAUCUCCCUCCACCAAUUUCCCAUCUCCACCUUUCCCUUCCUAUCUCUCUAUCUCCCAAUUUCACCAUGGCGGCAGAGCCGAGGAGCCACGACUGCGUUUUCCCCGCCACCAAGAAGCGUGGCCAGGACGAUUUCGACAGCGACGAUUUCUACCCUUCCAAGAAAGCCAUGCUGCCCCCCGGCGGCGUCUGGGAGGAUCCCGCCGCCGCGCUGGCCUCCGCCCGCCACGAGUUCGGCGAGCACGGCGGCGUCAACAUGUCCAUCGAGGCCUCCGCCACUUUCACCGUCAUGGAGCCCGAGACCAUGCGCCGCAUGUUCGCCGGCGAGCUCGGCCCCGACCGCGACUUCUUCAUCUACAGCCGCCAUUUCAACCCCACCGUCCUCAACCUCGGCCGUCAGAUGGCCGCCCUCGAAGCCACCGAGGCCGCCUACUGUACCGCCAGCGGUAUGUCCGCGAUAGCAUCGGUACUGCUGCAGCUUUGCAGCAGCGGGGGACACGUGGUGGCGUCGAGGGAGCUGUACGGUGGAACCCACGCGCUGCUGAGCCACUUCAUGCCGAGGGCAUGCAACAUUACGACGUCGUUCGUCAACAUAACGGACCUGGAGGCGGUGAGCAGCGCCGUGGUGGAAGGGCAGACCAAAGUCCUCUACUUCGAGUCAAUAUCCAACCCGACGCUCACCGUCGCCAACAUCCCGGAGCUCAGCCGCAUCGCUCACGACAAGGGCCUCACCGUGGUCGUCGACAACACCUUCGCCCCGAUGGUGCUGUCCCCCGCCAAGCUCGGCGCCGACGUCGUCGUUCACAGCAUUACCAAGUACGUCAGCGGCGGAGCCGACAUAAUUGCCGGUGCUGUGUGUGGGCCGGCUAGCCUGGUGAACUCGAUGAUGGAUCUGCGCCAGGGGGCUUUGAUGCUGCUUGGGCCGACGAUGAACGCCAAAGUGGCCUUCGAGCUGUCGGAGAGAAUCCCUCACUUGGGCCUGAGGAUGAAAGAGCACUGCAACAGAGCAAUGGUUUAUGCGACCAGGAUGAAGAAGAUGGGCCUGAAGGUUAUAUACCCGGGCCUGGAGGAGCACCCACAGCACCAGCUGUUGAAAUCCUUGGCCAACAAGGACUACGGCUUUGGCGGGCUGCUGGCCCUGGACAUGGUGACCGAGGACCGGGCCAACAAGUUGAUGAACCAGCUCCAGAACGUUACUCAGUUCGGGUUCAUGGCGGUCAGCCUGGGUUACUACGAGACCCUCAUGUCCUGCUCCGGCAGCAGCACCAGCAGCGAGAUGAACGAGGAGGAGAAGGAAGUCGCGGGGAUCUCGCCUGGGCUGAUCAGGAUGUCGGUUGGGUAUGUGGGGACUUUGGACCAGAAGUGGGCUCAGUUCGAGAAGGCAAUGUCGAGGAUGCCCAAGUAAAAGAAGUCGUCGGGUUUGUGUUCUUGCCGGGAGUUGGUAAAGGCAUAUGUUAGGGUUCUUGAUCAGUGACGCCUAUGUUGUUCUUGGUCUUUGUAAAAUCUGUUGCUUUGAGUGUUCCUUUACUUUAAUGUGCUGUUGGACUCGACUCCGGUUUAAUUUAUCUCGGUUCUUCCUUUACUUCGAGUGUUUCAUUAACGGUUAAUCUUGGGGGUUGGGGACCAAUUUGGGAGCAGCUGUUAAGACUGACCAGUUUUUCUUAAUGUUGAACCCUUUACAGAAUUGCAAUUUUAAAUUGACUAAAAUCACUUGACGUUAUCUCCA
This is a messenger RNA of Linum tenue, 1751 nucleotides long. NCBI's taxonomy places the organism in Eukaryota, Viridiplantae, Streptophyta, Magnoliopsida, Malpighiales, Linaceae. The record is from the annotation of a GenBank genome assembly.